Radiomyces spectabilis is the source of this 1685-nucleotide messenger RNA. Its product is annotated as Thiolase, N-terminal domain-containing protein. NCBI's taxonomy places the organism in Eukaryota, Fungi, Mucoromycota, Mucoromycetes, Mucorales, Radiomycetaceae. Gene Ontology annotation, cellular component: peroxisome. The coding region runs from base 103 to 1350 and encodes 415 amino acids. Gene Ontology annotation, molecular function: acetyl-CoA C-acyltransferase activity. Gene Ontology annotation, biological process: fatty acid beta-oxidation; phenylacetate catabolic process. The record is from RefSeq and is a predicted model, not a curated record. The transcript is spliced from 5 exons.
GCGGUAUUUCAACUGACUAAGGCCAAUCUUUUAUAUUUCACAGCUUUUUUUUUCAUUGCCGUUGCUUGCUGGUUCCUUGUUCUCUUUUACAUUUUUCAUCCAAUGGCUUCUCGUCUUCAACAAGUUUCGUCUCAUCUUGCUCCCUCUGAUAACGUCGCCAAUAAGGUUGGUGUCAAGUCUCCCGAAGACGUCGUUAUUGUCAGCGCUCUCCGUUCCGCUAUCACUCGCGCCCGCAAGGGUGGCUUCAAAGACACCUUGCCUGAAGAGAUUCUGUCCGCUGUAUUCAAAGGUGUGAUUGACCAAAGCAAGAUCGAUCCUGCCCUUGUGAACGACAUUGCCGUUGGCAAUGUCUUGCCUCAAGGUGGAGGUGCUACCAAUGCACGCAUGGCCGCUCUUCAUGCUGGCUUUCCUGAAACGACCUCCAUCAACACCGUGAACCGUCAGUGUUCUUCCGGUCUUCAAGCUGUCGUCCAAAUCGCCACCGCCAUCCAAGCCGGUAUCAUUGAAAUCGGUAUUGGUGCUGGUGUUGAAUCCAUGACCCAUAACUAUGGCCCUCAAUCCUUGGCUCCUUCCUCUGAUAAGAUUGCCGACUCUUGUCCUGCUGCUGCCGAUUGCCUUAUUCCUAUGGGUAUCACCUCUGAGAACGUUGCUGCUGAAUUCGGUGUUUCGCGUGCUAAGCAAGAUGAAUUCGCUGCUGCUUCUCACGCCAAGGCCGCUCUUGCUCAAAAGAAUGGCUGGUUCAAGGAUGAAAUUAUCCCCAUUCGUGCCACCGUCACUGACAAGGAAGGCAAGGAAUCCACUGUUGUCGUUGAUCGUGAUGAUGGCGUUCGUCCUGGUACCACUGCCGAAAAGUUGAACAAGCUCAAGCCUGCCUUUGAUGAACAAGGUACCACCACCGCUGGUAAUGCGUCUCAGGUUUCUGAUGGUGCCGCUGCUGUCUUAUUGAUGAAGCGCAAGACAGCCGAGAAAUUGGGAUUGCCCAUCAUUGGCAAGUACAUCACUUCGGCUGUUGUUGGUGUUCCUCCCAGAAUCAUGGGUGUUGGCCCAGCUUAUGCUGUUCCUGUUGCCGUUGAGCGAGCUGGUCUCAAGCUGUCGGACGUGGACAUUUACGAAAUCAAUGAAGCUUUUGCUUCCCAGGCUGUUUUCUCUGUUGAAAAACUCGGUAUUCCAUUUGAAAAGGUCAACCCCAAGGGUGGUGCUAUUGCUUUUGGUCAUCCUUUGGGCGCCACCGGUGCUCGUCAGAUCGCCACUCUUUUACCUGAAUUGAAGCGUGCUGGCAAGAAGAUUGGUGUCACCAGCAUGUGCAUUGGUAGCGGCAUGGGCAUGGCUGCUGUCUUUGAAAGCGAGUAAGCAAGUCCGUCGAGAUGUCACCCUUCUUUUUGAUAUUUUAAAUUUUUACCUUUUUAUUUCUGUAAAUUGUCGAGCAAUGAAAGAUGUCAUUGUAACCGUCACUGUUGAACAUAGUCAAUAUUUAUCGUCUUUCCCGAGAAUUCCCAUUACAUAUUAAAAAAAAUGUUGGAUUUCUAUUGAAUAUCCUACACAAAUACAGCGUUCAAGUGGGAUUUAACGAGGCAGAUCGGAAAACUAGAACAUGAGAUGGUUUCAGCGGGAAAAAAAAGUGCAAGCGAGGCUUUGAAUGCGCAGGAUCACCUGCAUUUUCAUCAGAACACUGUCUUUUUCGUCUG